AAGGAAGAUCGAGAGAUGUUUUUAAAUUUUGCAAAAUUUAUUCGGUUUAGUAAAUAUGGACGUGCUUAUUCCUAUGAUGCACGGCCAAUUGAAAUGGCAUGUAAUAUAUUUGAAAACAAAAAUACGGAUAACACGAAACCUCCAUUAAUGAUAAUGCAUGGACUUUUUGGCUCAAAACAGAACUGGAGGGCAGUUAGUCGUUCUUUAGAAUCAAAAACAAACCGAAAGAUAAUUACUUUAGACGCAAGGAAUCAUGGACAGUCGCCACAUACGGAUGAGCACAGUUCUAUGCACAUGGCUGUAGAUGUUAUUGAACUUAUGAAACAAAUGGGCAUUCCAAAAGCAUCAGUAAUGGGACACAGCAUGGGAGGAAGAACAAUGAUGUUUUUAGCUUUAAAAUACCCAGAAUAUGUUAGUGACGGAAUAAUUGUCGACAUUUCACCUAUUUCUGUGCCCCGAGACUUUUUUCAAAUGGAACAGAUUUUUCUAGCUAUGAAAGAUAUUCAAAUACCUGCCGAAUUAUCAAUGGGCGAUGGACGUAAAUUUGCAGAAGUUGAGAUAAAAAAGGUUGUUUCUCAAAAAGAAACAGUGGAUUUUAUAUUAUUGAAUCUGCGAAAAAUAGAUGGGAAAUUUUCAUGGGCAGUUAAUGUAAAUGCAUUACAUAACAAUUUAAGUCAGUUUACCAACUUCAUGGAUCAAAUUUCUGGACUAGGGCCUUACAAAGGCAAAAUGAUGUUUGUUUGUGGAAACAAAUCAAACUUUGUUGAUCCCAAAAGUUGGCCUCAAAUACAAAAAAUAUUUCCUAACUCUGAGAUACAUUGGCUAGAUGCUGGACAUUUAGUACAUUUCGAUCAACCAUCAAAAUUUAUCGAAUUAUUAGUUAAGUUUUUGAACAAAUAAGAAAAGAUGAAUAUGUUUUUCCGAACUAUUUGAUAUAAUUUAGCUCAACAUCUAAUUUAUAAUGUAAUCAUUGAUUUUUUUAUAAAUAAGUAUAAUUUAUUUGUACAUAUGUUGUUAAAUAUAUAAAAAUAAAACCUUAUUAAGUCAA
Molecule: messenger RNA, 1048 nt
Organism: Calliphora vicina (urban bluebottle blowfly)
Lineage: Eukaryota; Metazoa; Arthropoda; Insecta; Diptera; Calliphoridae
Product: sn-1-specific diacylglycerol lipase ABHD11
Exons: 5
Coding region: 16-900 (294 amino acids)
Cellular component (GO): mitochondrion
Molecular function (GO): carboxylic ester hydrolase activity
Source: RefSeq, a predicted model, not a curated record